Molecule: messenger RNA, 2010 nt
Organism: Anneissia japonica
Lineage: Eukaryota; Metazoa; Echinodermata; Crinoidea; Comatulida; Comatulidae
Product: testis-specific serine/threonine-protein kinase 2-like
Exons: 9
Coding region: 1-2010 (669 amino acids)
Biological process (GO): protein phosphorylation; intracellular signal transduction; microtubule cytoskeleton organization
Cellular component (GO): cytoplasm
Molecular function (GO): protein serine/threonine kinase activity; tau-protein kinase activity; ATP binding
Source: RefSeq, a predicted model, not a curated record
AUGACCGGGAAACAAACAGGGAACCGGCAGCAAUUUAGCUACGUCAAAACUAAGCAGCAGUACAUUGCAAUCGAAACGGCAGAUUGUAAGAGACAUGGGUAUGUACUUACCGAAACGACGUUAGGAACUGGCGCAUACGCAAAGGUAAAGCUGGCACGAGUGGUAGAAAAGAAACUCGAGCGAUAUGAGCGGCUAAGAACUGAUUUGAAAGAUAAGGGGCACAAUUUGGUUGCGAUAAAAAUUAUUUCGAAGAAGGAAGCUCCAUCUGAGUACAUUAAUAAGUUCAUGCCUCGAGAAGUGGACGCCUUAAAGGUCACCUACAAACACCCAAACCUCGUCCAGUUGUAUGAAGUGUUUCGGACAGACAUUCGUAUCUACCUGGUGGUGGAGUAUGCCCCAAAUGGUGAUAUCUUAUCGUACAUAAACGAAUGCGUACUGCAGAAUGGAUGUGGGAUAAAGGAAGACAGAGCUAGACACCUUUUCAAGCAAAUAAUCGCUGGCGUAGCACACUGUCACAACCUUAAUGUUGUUCACAGGGAUUUAAAAUGUGAAAAUAUUCUACUAGACGAGAGUGAUAACAUCAAAAUUACAGACUUUGGCUUCGCGUGCCGGUUCCCAACAAAUCGCUGUAACAUGCUAUCAACAUUCUGUGGAUCGUACGCAUAUGCGGCCCCAGAGAUUCUAUCGGCUAGCAAUUACGACGGCAAACUAGCGGACAUAUGGAGCUUAGGUGUGGUACUGUAUGCGAUCGUUAAUGGAAGACUUCCGUUCAAUGACCAGAACCUUACAACUCUCCUUCAACAGACCAAGAAAAGGCCUCACUUCCAGCCUUGGGUUUCUAAAGAUUGUGCUGAUUUAAUUCGGAAGUUAUUGCGACCACGCCCUCUUACACGACUGCGUAUGCAUGAAAUCAAACACCAUCCCUGGGUUCGGAAGCAGGUUAUGAAAGUGGACCCCUCAGACUAUGGGUUUACUAGGCCUAUUAAUGGUGCUGGAGAUGAAACCCAGUCAGAGGAAUCGACAGAGUCGUCAGUCGACAGUACGCCACCUAAAGAGCAACAUGUAAUAGUUCUACUACCGAAUGGCGAGACAACACGAAAGAACAUUAACCAGUUGGCUCCACGCAUACUUUCACCAGGAAAACCAGUAAAAGGGGCAGAGGGAAAAGACAAAACAAGAACUGAAGAACUCAACAAGACAUACUUACAACCAAAGUCGAUACUAAAAACUCGGACUGGUUCAGUUACAAGCAAAGCAGACACUGAGGAGGCUCGUACUAGAAUGAAGAACUUGUAUCAAAGAAUCUUACAACCAUCUCUGAAAGAAGAUUACAUUUUUGAAGUCGUAGAUGAACAGAAAUACAGGGAGCGUGGUUGUAGGUCUUCAUGCCCUUCAGCAAGUCCAACAAAAUGCAUUAAUUCUCCUCCAAAAUCACCUCUUGUAGACCAACGGUGCAACACACAAAAAUGUGCUUCCCCAUCUCAUCAGAAAUCACAUAGACGAAGUCUUGCCUCAAAUAAACCACUGUUAAGUACAGAAACAGAGGCAACGCUUAUUCCUGUCUACCAACGAGAGGUACCCGCAAGACAACCAUAUGAAACAGACUACACUCGCAUCACAUAUCGUCUCGGUUACCCUCCAUGUCCAUCACCGACAAAAUUGGAGGGUCAAAAGAGUCCACCUAAGGAACCAAAAGCACCGCCACCACCUCCUCAAAGAAAAGACCAUAUGGAGCAUGAAACCCCACCAGUGGCAAGUAAAGCAUCUCCUUCCAGGAGCAGCAGGCACGAGUUCCAAGGCACUCCAGUGGUGGCACGUACUUGGGAUAGGAGGCUAGAGUCCCCCAGCCCAAUUAACACUCCUGUACCAAGUCCUGUUCGAAGCCCCGAACACUCCAGUAAGCGAUAUAUGUUGCUUCGACGUCGGGCCACAAAACCACCCAAGAAAAUCAAUGACCCAAAGACACAACUGUUGUUUCGACGGCUAUGUGGCUUUCCAAAUCUAUCAUAA